AUGUCGAAUUUUAUUACAAAAUAUUUACUUAAUGAAAACAAAAAUAAUCCAAAAAAUAACACUACAAGAAUUUAUACUCAUAAUAAUGAUAUAACUACGAAGAAAGAAGAUUAUCAAAUUGCAAUUUGUCAGGAUGGAAAAUAUGCUGUUACAUUUGAUAAUGCAAACUUUCGAAUUAGAAUAGUAGAAAAUACUGAUCAUCGUCCAUUCAAGAAGGUUGAUAUUCCUCAACAAAUUCCUGUCCAUCAGAAUAAUUCUAAUUCUGAUGAGAUUAAUAAAACAAUAGCACAUUUUAAAAUAGAUGAUGAUCUUGCUAUUGAUAGGUUUUAUAGUAAUGACUUUGUUCCCCCUUUAUUUGAAAAUGAUGAUCCCUUAAGUAAUAAUAAAUCAGCUGAUGGUUCCAAAUUUGGUUGGUCUAUUGGUAUAUCUAAUGUACAAAAGCAAGAUGACGUUGAUAUUAUUCUUGUCGCUGUAUCUCGUAUAGAUAUUGACGAGGACAUGAAACAAUUAAAGAAUGAUGAAGAUAAUAAACAUGAUUAUAAAAAAGGUAAUCUUGAUACUAAAAAAUAUAUAAAAUCAAACAAACCACCAAUUAAUAACAGACGAGCUAAAGAAUUGAAGAUUGGAGUUGAAAAAAAAAAAGGAACGGCCAUUUAUCGUCUUAUACUAAAAGAUAAAAAAGAGUUAAAUUUAGAAGAUGAUAUUGUAUUUUCUUAUCGUUCUUAUAAAGUUUCAGGAAUAUGUAGCUUUAUAGAAACCGAUUCGGACGCUUUAUCUAAAUCUGAAAACGGCGUUGAUCAAUUUAAUAGUUUAAAAAGAUUUAUAGUAUUGAAUUUUAGAGGGAUAUAUAACUUUGGAUUUAGUGAUAGCUUUGAUUCUUUUAAUUUGACCGAAAUGUUUGAUUAUCCAACAAUAAUUAGACGUGAAUUUGAUAAUUGGCAUUCAUAUGAUGGUUGCAUGAAACGACUUUUAUCUUGUAUUUAUAGAAAAUACUUCCUCGCUACACAAUAUAAAAAUGAUGCACAAUCACUUGAAGUAUAUGAUCUAACAAAAAUGAGAUUGGAAACUACUGCAAAAAGAGUAGAAGAUAAAAAUAAAUUCGUAAAGCAGUACAAUUUUGAUACCUUUGCAGUUAGUAGAUUACAACUUUGUUUUACUAGAGGAAUUAGAUAUAUUAGGUUAUUUUAUAUGGAAAAUGGUUUACAAGUCGCAUCAAGAAAUUUUAAUGAAAUAGAGAUAAUUUAUUCAUUAGAAUUUAUUGAUAAUGACGAAAAACUGCUUAUUAUAGGUAAAGGUCAAGAAGAAGGACUGAAAUUUGUAAUUUGGGAUUUAUAUGAUACCGGAAAAGUCGAAUCAACAAUGUUACCUAGUGUAAAGAAUCUUGACACUUGUUUAGCUAGAACUUCAGGAAAUAUUUUACAAGUUGAUGAUGAAGGAAAAGUUAAAUCAGUUCUUAAAAGAAUUGAGAAUGAAUUGGAACAAAGAAAUAAAAAAAAUCUUGAGGAAUUAGGAAUAAUUAUAGAACCACUUUUAGAAAAAUUUAAAGGUACAAAAUUAAAUGGAGAUCCGGAUGAAAGUCAUACUGUUCACUUUGAUCAAAAUAUAAUUUCAAAUUUCAAACCAAUAGUUAUUGAAAAAGAACCAUGGGUUUUGGGUGAUUAUGAAAGAAAUUCUUAUUGCCUGUAUCAUAAUAAACAAGGAACAAAGACAGAAAUUUUACAAAUUAUUGUUUGCAGAUCAACUGUUCAAAUUUGGCAUCAAGUCCAAGACGAUAGUAAAAAUAAAGAUGACCUUCCUAACAAAGGAGAACCAUUUCUUGAAUAUAUUUGGACAAAUCGUAUUCCAGUAAAUCAAGAAAGAGAAAAAACAAGAUUACGAAUUGAAAAAUUUGAAUUUGGGCUUAAUGAUGGAUUACAUGACAAAUUAAAUGAUUUUCUUUUAAAAGUUUAUUGGUAUGAAAGAAAAGAUGAUGAGGAGAAUACAAAAAAGAAAGGACACGCAAAAAAGGAAGAGCGUGACAUAAUAAAGGAAGAAAAUGAUGAAAUAGAUAAAAUAGAACAAAAAAUAAUUGAGAUAAAUGAAAACAAUGAAAUAGAUGAUAUUGAAAAAGGGAAAAGAAAAGAAGAGAUAAUAAAUAAUAGCGUAAAGGUAAAAAGAUGGGAAAAAAAAAUUAUGCGAAAAGAUAUUAUCGAAAAUUUUCGUGCGGUAAGGCAUGCUUGUAAAGCAUUAGAACAUCUUAAUAAGCGUUAUAAAAAUAAAAAUCUUGCAGACAAUUAUAAUAGAGUACAUAAAUAUGAGGAGAUUGAUUCUUACAUCAGACAUAUAAUCUGGAGGUUUGUUAAGCAUAAACCAAAAGAUUUUAUGCUGUUAGAUUUUAGAUAUAAUUUCAUAAAAAGUUUAAUUCUCGGUGAUAUUUUAAAGGACGAUGACCUUGACCUUGAUCGAUUUAAUAGUAAAGAUAACAAAUUAGAAGAUAAUGAAGAAAUCAAACCAGGAAAUAAUAUGGAAUUGGCAAUUUAUCAUUGCAAGGGUCGUGAACUUAAAGAUACAAUUAUCGUUGCUUAUUUUUUGGAGUAUUAUUCUAAAAAUGCAACGGAUUGUGCGGGUUGGAUGAAUACUAUUUCUAGGGCAAUUCCAUUAUUAUUUAAAUAUAAUUAUGAUGAUUACGCUAGAAAAUUAUUUAAUAAAGAAUGUUUUGCGGACCAAAACCACUUCUCAGCACAAGAUCCUGAUGAAAUUAUUCCCAUGGAAUAUUUAGAAAGACGUAAUCAUAAUAUCAAAUUUAGAGCGUUCAGGCCUAUGGUUAAACUAAAAUCUGAUAAAUAUGAGUGGUACGAUCGGAUUUUAAAUUUAUUCAAUUUGUCAUUUAAGCAUAAAAUAUAUAAAUACUUUGAAGACUUUGACAAUGAUCUCGGGAAAUCACCGUUAGCCUUGCGAGUUGUUCCUCUUCCAGCUUUUACUAUAAACGAUAUUACAAAGAAAAAAAUAGCAAAUUACGAUUUUAAAAAAAUUAUUUUAAACAUCUUGUGGAUAAUAUUUAUACCAAGAACAUACAAAAUCAGUAGAAAUGAGAGGAAUAAGUUGAGCCCUUUUUCUAGGAUGAUUCUAUAUGAGGACAAUGACAUUAUAUAUGAUAAUCCAGCAACUGAAGCAGUCAUUAAUUUUCGUUGGCAAGAAGCAAACUGGGCAUAUUUGAAUCAUAGUACUAUUAUAAAUGAAAAAUUUUUAAUGACAUUAAUUAUUAUAUUCUAUUACUUGGCAUUUUAUCAACUUGUAACUGAAUUGUUACAGUUUCAUUAUCGUGGACCUAAAAAAUAUUUUAAUGAAAUAUUUAACAGUUUUGAUAUGAUUUCCAUUGUACUAUCAGUAACGGUAAUGACAAAAUUGCUUAAAAAUUUUCAAAUUUCUGAUGGUUUUGGAAGUGUUGUAGAAUCUGAUACUGGAUUAAUUACGGGAAUAUCUUUCUCUAUUUUCAUACUUUGGAUCGAACUGGUAGAUUUUAUACCUUCGAUUAAUAUCAAGUUUAUUUUACUUAGAGAUACUAAGAAUAUUAAAAUAAAAGAAACGACGUACAUCGGUAGUGCCGCAGAUGUUGUUACAAAUACAACAUUUAAUAUCGAACUUGAAACUGUUUAUGAUCCUAAAUCGAAAGAAGAUAAUCCUUUUUCAUUCUUUCCAACAGCAAUAGAAGCUGCAUAUUUUUGGAUAGGUGGUAAUUUGAAUCAAAGAGAUACAUUUGAUUUUUGGCCUGUUGAUUUAGUUAGUUUGAUCGCUAGUAUUUUUCUUGUAAUAAUUUUACAAAAUAUGUUGAUCGCUUUUAUGGGUGGAGUAUAUGAAAUAGCACAAACUAAAGGUAGACAAACAUUAUUAAGACAUCGAGCAAAUCAUAUAGCAGAUUAUGAAGCGUUACAUCAUAUUCAUUUUCGUAAUCAUGAACCUGAACCAAAACAUAUUUAUUAUUUUGGACAAUCUAAAACAUUAGAAGAUUGGUAUAAUAAUAGGAAAGAAGAUGAUGCUAUUUAUAAAGAUUUUGAAGAAAAAUCCACUUUUACAAAACAUGAUUUUAAAAAAAAAAGUCUUGAUGAAGCUUCAAUUUGGGUAUAUGAUGAAUGA
Molecule: messenger RNA, 4113 nt
Organism: Rhizophagus irregularis DAOM 181602=DAOM 197198
Lineage: Eukaryota; Fungi; Glomeromycota; Glomeromycetes; Glomerales; Glomeraceae
Source: RefSeq, a predicted model, not a curated record